Gekko japonicus is the source of this 773-nucleotide messenger RNA. It is a transcript of the gene ZCCHC9, whose product is annotated as zinc finger, CCHC domain containing 9. The annotation marks the transcript as partial. Lineage: Eukaryota; Metazoa; Chordata; Lepidosauria; Squamata; Gekkonidae. Gene Ontology annotation, molecular function: nucleic acid binding; zinc ion binding. The transcript has 4 exons. The record is from RefSeq and is a predicted model, not a curated record.
CCUGUGAACUGGUGGUUGGCAGAAACUCAUUCAGACGGUCAGGCGGAAGAAGAAGGUAAUCUGGAAACAACCUCGCUUCCAGAAUAACCGCUGAAGAGCAACCCGCGGCCUCGUGCGUCUGUGGCUGUUGAGGAGGACGGGGACAGGAGCGCGCAGCCUCAUCUUUUAGAAAUCUUUGAAUGAAGCCAUGACAAGAUGGGCUCGAACUAACAACACUCACAGCAAGAAGGCUCUAGAUGCAACACCAUGGGAAGAUAUGAAAAAUAGUUCCUCUGGAACCACAGCAACAAAUAAAAAGCAAAGUCCUUUAAGGAAUCUCCAAGGAAAAAAGAAGAAUAAGAAGAAAAAAGACUACCUAAAUGAAGAUGUUAAUGGUUUUAUGGAAUAUUUAAAACAAAAUUCGCAAUUGCGUAAUGGAAAAGUGAUUGAUAGCCACAAAGAUAAGGAGGAAAUAGCAACAGCCUUAAAGAAAGAUCAACGCCGGGAGACCAGAAGGUUGAAAAGGCAGGAUAUAAAGAAGAACAGCAUGGUAUGCUUCCACUGUAGAAAGCCAGGACAUGGUGUUGCAGAUUGCCCAGCUGCACUUGACAGCCAAGAUAUGGGAACUGGAAUUUGUUAUCGUUGUGGAUCUACAGAGCAUGAAAUCAAGAAAUGCAAAGUAAAAAUAGAUCCUGCUCUUGGAGAAUUUCCAUAUGCAAAAUGCUUUAUUUGUGGUGAGAUGGGACAUCUUUCCAGAUCAUGUCCAGAUAAUCCUAAAGGACUCUAUGCUGAAG